GACCAACUCAGAACCAAGUCGCUCCCUUCCAAGAAAGAAAACGCAUCGAAAAAAAGAACCCAACGGCACCUCACGCCGUCACCGUUUGCCAGCUCACUCUUCCAUUUUUUUCCCCACGCCACGUCAGUAGUGACGCUUAUUCUAACGGCAUCUGUUUCGUCCCGCGGAACACGUAACGACGUUCCGCCAAUGGCGUUACGAACUCCGUAAGGCCCACUUUCGGCCCAACCCCAAGUCACAACAAGGUCUUCUUCCUCUUCUACUGCUACAGCUUCUUUCUGUCUUCUUCAUCGUCAUCGCGCACUUUCUCUCUCCAACAUUCUCUCUUUUUCUUUCUCACCCUCCUUUUUUCUCUCUCAGAAUUUUCUUCUCUUUCCGAUUCCUCCUAUUAAUUUCAUUUUUCUUGCUCCUUCUCUUCCCUGAGAACACCUCUUCUUAGUAUUGAUGUCGGAAAAGGGUCGGCCACUACCAAAAUUUGGUGAUUGGGAUGUCAAUGAUCCAGCCUCGGCUGAGGGGUUCACAGUGAUAUUUAAUAAGGCUAGGGAUGAAAAGAAAACAGGUGGCAAUCCUGAGUCACCAGCAAAGACUGCCGCUGAUCCUCAUAGCAAACCUGCAGUAGAUCCUGGGAAAACUCAGACUAAAAAAUGGUUUUGCUGCAUGCAACCUUCUGCCGAAUGAUAGGAUAGCAAUGGUUGCUCAUUUGAAAAGCCUGAACAGAAGAACAAUGUUUAUGUGUAACUAGCUUCACAGUAUUUUCGCAAAGAUAAGAGCUGUAGAGCCAUGAGCGAAUUCUACGGAAUUUAUAUUUUGUGCUGUAAAAGUGAGCUGCAAUGGGGUAAAGGGAAGAAGACAGACUAUUAUUUGUGUGUGUAUCAGUGUUGUGGUUUAUUAUUAGGAGCCGGGGUUGCUUCCUGUUUUGCCUUGUCUUGCGCUAUGAGCUAGAGCGUUGCUUGUCACAUUGUAUUGCUUGUAUUAUCAAACAAAUCCUAUUUUAUGAACUCAUUUUAUUCCUUUGA
Messenger RNA from Vigna angularis (adzuki bean), 1016 nucleotides. RefSeq names its product protein NOI4. NCBI's taxonomy places the organism in Eukaryota, Viridiplantae, Streptophyta, Magnoliopsida, Fabales, Fabaceae. The transcript is spliced from 3 exons. Bases 445 to 678 code for a protein of 77 amino acids. The record is from RefSeq and is a predicted model, not a curated record.